Molecule: messenger RNA, 1236 nt
Organism: Caenorhabditis remanei
Lineage: Eukaryota; Metazoa; Nematoda; Chromadorea; Rhabditida; Rhabditidae
Exons: 6
Coding region: 1-1236 (411 amino acids)
Biological process (GO): regulation of DNA-templated transcription; circadian rhythm
Cellular component (GO): nucleus
Molecular function (GO): DNA-binding transcription factor activity; DNA binding
Source: RefSeq, a predicted model, not a curated record
AUGGACGUCGACUCGGUGUCACUGUCACCGUCCUCCAGACUUUCGGUGGUUUGUUCGGCUUCUGCCGAGUUCUCAUCGAGCUCGUCAGAUUCGUCGAACUUUUCAGAAGGAUCUCCUCCGGAAUCUAGAAGAAAUUCCGUAAAUGAAAGUGUAAUAAAAGAUGAACAUUAUUGGGAAAGGCGACGGAGGAAUAAUGAUGCAUCGCGAAGAAGUCGAGAAAAACGAAGACUGAAUGAUCAAGCAAUGGAAGAGAAGAUAAUGCAGCUGUCGGCUGAAAAUGAGAGAUUAAAGUCUCAAUUAGAAAAUAGACCAUCUUCUGUAAUAACAACAGCUGCUGCAACUCCCCAACCAACUGCAAUAGAACCUCCAACAGCAUUAAUCAUUCCGAAUGUUGCAAAAAAUUUGUUUCCAUCUGGACCUGUUGCUCCACUACAAGCAAGUUCAAUGCUAUCUGUUCCACUUCUUCAAACAGCUCCUCAUUUCCCAUCAAUGAUUCAAUUGUGCCAGUUGCAACCAACAACAAUUCAGUCACCAGUUUAUUCGAGCACUCAACCCGCUUCGACCUCAACAUCUUCUCUAUUUUCAUCGUCUUCCUCAUCUGCUUUUCAUCCAUUUCGUCCUUCAGAAGGUGUUCAACAAAGUUUUCCAACAAGUAGUGUUAUAAUGAAAGUGGAAAGGAGAAGUCCCGAUUCAUCGACUGAUAUUAAAUUACCUCAACCUCAGCUGCAACCAGGAACUAAUGUUAUUCAACAGAUUGGACAACCAGCUUCUUCUGCAUCUGUAAUCCAACAAGUGAAUCAACCUGCUCAACAACAAGGACCAUCACUCCUAUCGGCUCUUCUCUCUCAAAGAAGACCAUCACCUACAGUACCCCAAAGCCGUACUGAACACAUUUCUGGUCUGAACUCCCCUCCAAGACAUACUGGAAACAAGUCAGACUGUGAAAGUGUUUCCUCGUCUGCAUCGUUUUCUCCAUCGCAUUCAUCCGAAGAUCACUCGAAUUACUCGAAUAAAUCUCCCCAAUACGCGGAUCGACGCCGAAGAAAUAAUGAAGCCGCUAAGAGAUGUCGAGCUAAUCGAAGAGCAGUUUUUGAAUAUAGGUCUAGACGUGUUCAGCUUUUGGAAGGUGAAAACGAAGAAUUGCGUUCACAAAUCGAGAAUCUGAAAGCAGAAAUCGCUCAUUUCAAAUCAGUUUUGGCUCAAAGAGCAUCAGUUGUCACUUCAUUACGUCCGUGA